AUGAGUGUUUUUUGUGUGUUUUUGUGAUUUUCUCAAAAGUAAUUUAACUCUCUUAAAGUGAGCUACCAUGGACCCUUAUGAAAUUGAGUUUUUGGGGGAGAAUAGGAUAGUGAGUGUAAUACCAAACUUUUCGUACGACAAAAUAUACUUGAUAUGCGGUGAAUUUGGACCAUUUCGAGCUGGUUUGCCCCUAAACGUGCCCCUGUGGCUAGGUAUAAUGUUGAAACAAAAACAAAAGUGUCGCAUCGUGCCCCCCGAAUGGAUGGAACUCGAUGCUUUAGAAAAUAUUAAGGAGGAAGAGAAGCGUUCAAGAUUUUUCACAAAAAUGCCAAAUGAACACUACAUGGUUGAAGCCAAACUCAUACUCGGUGUAGCAGCUGAAGACAUUCCCAAUUCGUCAGAAAUCAAGACCGUGAUCAAAGACAUUUGGGACAUACGGAUGUCUAAAUUAAGGACGUCAAUGGACGCGCUGAUGAAGUCCGGAGGAAGUUACGGUCGGCUGGACCACCUUACACUGAUGGAAAUCAAUUCAGUGAAACCUUUAUUACCAUCUGCGAUGGAUGAUUUGUACAGAAUUAAAACGACGUCAAAGAGACCUGCAACAGCCAGUUUGAACACCUCAACGUUCAGUCAAUCGGGAAGCUCACAAAACAUCUAGAUAAGUUAGAUUUACUUUAUUUUUAAGUAGCUAGCUAGAUAAUGAAUUUUUGUAUGAAGAAAUAAAAUUAAGUGCCUUCUCUGCCCAAAGAAAAAACUUUUAUGCCUUUCUGGAUUGUGUAAAUCUUUUCUACAUUGUUUUUUAUACUUAUCAAUAGUUAAAAGCAUCUAUAAAAAAGAGCAAAUAAACAAUUUGAAUUUGAUUUUGAGAUAAUAUAAACCAUUUGUCAGAUUAAAAUGUAAUCAAAUGUCCAAAUUGAAAUUACAAAACCUAUAUUGCAAAAAACUUCCUUAAGAAAACUAAUUUAAAUAUUCAAUAAACCUCUGUUAAAAUUA
Messenger RNA from Ostrinia nubilalis (European corn borer), 993 nucleotides. RefSeq names its product probable DNA replication complex GINS protein PSF2 (gene Psf2). Gene Ontology annotation, biological process: DNA replication; double-strand break repair via break-induced replication. The record is from RefSeq and is a predicted model, not a curated record. The transcript is spliced from 3 exons. Gene Ontology annotation, cellular component: GINS complex; nucleus. Lineage: Eukaryota; Metazoa; Arthropoda; Insecta; Lepidoptera; Crambidae. Bases 68 to 658 code for a protein of 196 amino acids.